AUGGAACUUCAGACUAUUGGUCCAAUUACAUUAGACUCAUCAAAUUGUACUGAUUUACGUAGAGGACAGCGUGAUUACCAACCAACAACAGUGACGCAAAAAGCUAACUUGAAUACAUGCAAUCCCAGUUCAACAGCAUGCGAAUUCUAUGAUCUCUCAACAACGCAACAAAUAGAAACACGUCAAGUGGAAAUCAAUAGAAACUAUAAUAAUAACAAUACUAUACUUGAAAAAAUUAAAUAUAACUAUCAAGCAUCAUCUACAUUUUCAGCCCCCAAUCCGUCCUCUCCCAAAUUACCACCGUCAAUAUUUCAUUGUACAUCAAAUACUACUAAGGCAUCAAGCAUUACUUCUAUUUCUCCUCCUCCUCCUCCUCCUACUGCUAAUAAUAACAGCAAUAUUAAUGUAAUGAACGCCCCAAAAUCUUCACCUAUAUUACUGACGAAUAAUCGGCUUUCAGAAUUAAUAUCGAAUUGCUAUGAACAACCUACAGCGAAUCUAUCUGUUGAUUGUUCUAAUGAACAAAUAAGCUUAACAAACACUGAAAACUUUCCAUCAAAUACACUAAAUUCUUUUGUUAAUAAUAAAAUUAAUAAAUCUAAUCAAAAAGAUAAUGAGGCAAUCUAUUAUGAUCAUGUAUCAUUGAAUAAAUAUUUAAAUGAAAAUAAAGACUCUGUACAGUCUACAUUUUUGAAUCUUCCCACUACAACAUUAUCGCAUUCAACGAACAUAACAUGUUCAACAUCCAUAUCAUCAUCGUCAUCAAGCAUGAUAGAAUUGUUUUCGACUAUGAAAGAACCGAUGAAAACCAAUAAUAUUUCAUCAUUAAACAAUCCACAACAAUCAGCAAGGAAAAUAUCAAGUAGAACAACAUCACCUUCAGUGUUAACUGAACAUGAAUUAAAUAAUAAUCCUAAUAAUGAACAAUAUUUAUCUUCUGAAAUAGAACAUUCUAAGUUGUCUAAUUCUGUCGAGAAUAGAAUUAAAUAUUCAAAUAUAUUAAACAAUGAUAUUAACUUUUAUAAUAAUACUAAUCAAUCGUCAUUAAAUUCUCAACGUAAUUCGGAAUUAAACGUAAAUCUAUCGACAAAUGAUUCAUUGUUGAUAAUUAAAUCCUCUUCCUCGUCCACCUCAUCAUCAUCAUUAUUGUCAUUAAUAUCUACUUCUAUCCCAUCAGUUACACCAUCAAUAUCAUCCACAUCAUCAUCAAUGUAUCAACUGAAUUCCGUGAUCAAUAUGAAUGAACCUACUUGUGAUAGGCAUGAUUUAUAUCAUAAUGAAUCAGUACCAAUUAUGCCAUUCCCAUGUACAACUAUUACAGAGACAGUCAGUACAACUACAUGUUCCAACUUAUCAUCUGUUGAUUUUCCAGUUUGUUCUACACUUCCAAACAGUUCUUGUAUUACUACAGUAAAUUCUAUGCUACCUACAUUAUCAACAUCAAUAACUGAUCAUUCAAGUAAUAAUAAUAAUUUAUGUCAAAUGAAUAAAUUUAAUUUAUAUCAUUUACAAAAUCCAUAUUUGUUAACAAGUUUAGAAAGUUCUAAGUUUUCAAUUCAAUCGCAUUUAAAACAAUUUCCAGUAAAUCCAAUAAAUUUUGUUACAACAUGUUCGACAAACGUUACUUUUUCUACAAAUACUACUAAUACUGUCAUAAAUACUAAUACAAACAGUAAUAAUAAUAACAUUAAUGGUAAUAAUAGUGGUAAUAGUGAUGAUGAUGAUAAUGAUUGUGUUAGUGGUGAUGGUGGUCAGAGAGGUGGUGAUAGUGACAGCAAUUCAGUAAUCCAGUUAUAUCAACAACAAUCAACUGGUGUAUUAUCAAGAUUCCCUACUCCAUUAACUCUAAUGUAUGAGACUAUGAAUAAUAAAACUAGUAUCAUGAAUAAUUUUCCGAUUUCCCCUAGUGCUCCUACUUUUCCUCAUCAUCACAAUCACCAUCAAAAUCAACAUCAUCAUCAUCAUCAUCAACAUGUUCAUCAUCCAUCUCAUCUUCAGCAUCAGCAUCAUCAUCCCUAUCAACCACCACCGCCACAACAACAACAUCAACUAAAUAGAUAUCAUACGAAUAAUCCAUAUUUGAAUAAUUUACCAAUGAAAUUAUCAACAUUCAACUUGAUUUCAUCGUCAUCAUCAUCGUCGUCGUCACCAUCGAUAACAACAACACCACCGUCAUCAAUGUUUUCAUCAUCAUUAUUAUUAACAACAGAUACAACGAUAGACACUAUGACAACAACCACAAAACCAACAUUAAUUACUGAUGGGACAUUAACACCAACAAAUUUGCAAUCAACUUAUUUUCCUUAUUCAUUUGUCAGUAAUCAUAUAAUUACCAAUAGUAAUAAUAAUUCUAUUAACAAUGCUAAUAAUAAUCUAAUGGAUCGAAUUAAUACAGUAUGUGAUGAAUAUCUACCAUCAGAUUGUAGAUCAUCAGGUGGAAGUAAGAUCUAA
Molecule: messenger RNA, 2451 nt
Organism: Schistosoma intercalatum
Lineage: Eukaryota; Metazoa; Platyhelminthes; Trematoda; Strigeidida; Schistosomatidae
Source: the annotation of a GenBank genome assembly